Alnus glutinosa is the source of this 1713-nucleotide messenger RNA. RefSeq lists its product as uncharacterized. The transcript is spliced from 8 exons. Bases 313 to 1410 code for a protein of 365 amino acids. NCBI's taxonomy places the organism in Eukaryota, Viridiplantae, Streptophyta, Magnoliopsida, Fagales, Betulaceae. The record is from RefSeq and is a predicted model, not a curated record. Gene Ontology annotation, cellular component: membrane.
CUUGUUGAGUUUGUUCCUUGCGUGCGUAACGCGAAGUGUGAAGAAUAAAAAUGAUAGUGAUGAUAAAAAAAAAAACUAUUGGUUCAUUAGUGGAGUUUGAUUGCAUGUACACUGAGGGGGAGUGAACUUUUGAGAUUUGGGUUUUUGUUCCUUGACGCAUGAGUACUUGUUUUGUAAAUUUGUUGGAUUCUUCAUGGUUUUGAUCUCUAAAAUUUGUUUGUGAAUCCAAGUGUUUGUGGGAAAUUCAAAAUGUUUCAGUUUCACUGUAAUUUUGAUUUUAUUUUUCCAAAUUUAUCUUUUUGAACUCUGGCCAUGGGAAUCAAACUAGAACAUAUGAUGAAAAGUGGACCAAGUAGUAAUAACAUCCUUAGUUUCUUAUCAGGAUCCUCAACCCAUACUUGGGAGCCCGUCAUGACUAGUGAGGAUACUACCGCUGCAAGUUACUGGUUGAACUGGAGGUUCUUCCUCUGUGCGCUAUGGAUCUUAACCUCAAUGGUUCUGGCAUCACUUUUAAUAUGGAAAUAUGAAGGUUUCAACAGGCAGAGACCGGAGAGGAGAGAAAACCAGCGAGAAACAAAAGGGUCUGUGUAUGAGGAUGAAGCCUGGAAGACAUGUCUCAGAGGAAUCCAUCCUGCCUGGCUGCUUGCUUACAGAACAGGGGCAUUCAUUGUGCUUUUGGCUUUGCUCAUCGCAGACGUUGUUGUUGCCGGAGGUGGCAUUUUUUUCUUUUAUACUCAGUGGACAUUUUCUUUGGUCACGAUCUAUUUUGGGCUUGGAGCUUCAUUCUCAAUUUAUGGAUGUUUCAAGCACCAUAAAGUUGGUGGCAAUGCGGCUUAUCAUGCAAGUUUAGAUGCAGAGCAAGGCACCUAUAUAGCUCCCACGUUAGGGGAGAAUGCAGAUAUGUCCAAUCUGUCUAAGAGUUCAGAUAACCAUGAAGAACCUCAUGCUAGCCAUUCUGCAGGUGUAUGGGGUUAUAUCUUUCAAAUCAUUUUUCAGAUGUCUGCGGGUGCUGUGACGCUCACUGAUUGCGUAUUUUGGCUCAUUCUUUAUCCGUUUCUAACAGCCAAAGAUUAUGAUCUGGGUUUCUUGAUUGUUAGUAUGCACUCAAUCAAUGCUGUUCUUCUCCUCGGUGAGACAAUCUUAAAUUGCUUGCGGUUUCCAAUGUUUCGGAUUGCAUAUUUUGUGCUAUGGACAGCUAUAUUUGUCAUUUUCCAAUGGGUCAUACAUGCUUGUGUUUCCAUAUGGUGGCCAUAUCCAUUUCUCGACUUGUCAUCUUCGAAUGCGCCCUUAUGGUACUUCGGGGUGGGCUUGAUGCAUAUCCCAAGCUAUGGCAUCUUUGCUUUAAUUGUUAGGCUGAAGCGCGUGUUGUUGUCUAGAGCAUUCCCAGAUUCUUACCAGAGUAUUAGGUGAGGAUGUAGAUCAGGCUUAACACUGCCCUCACUUAACCUUAUAACUAGGGCCAAACCAUUUCAUCUGAAAGAUUAGUAGUACAGGCUUUAUUCUUAGUGAGUUGCUGCGAAGGUCAUUAUUCUUUACAUCAGGAAGCAAUGGAAAAGAAACUGGUAUUUACAUUGUGAUCAGCUGGUGAACAUUAUAUUUUCCAGGACACAGAUCAUCUGUGCGUGUUUUUCUGUCUCCACAGAGGAUUAAUUGUAGUAAAAAUAUCUUUGUUCUUGGAUAAAUCAAUAAAGACAUUGUAAAUUGUUACUCAAA